Molecule: messenger RNA, 3413 nt
Organism: Hemibagrus wyckioides
Lineage: Eukaryota; Metazoa; Chordata; Actinopteri; Siluriformes; Bagridae
Gene: nrros
Product: negative regulator of reactive oxygen species
Exons: 3
Coding region: 175-2214 (679 amino acids)
Molecular function (GO): protein binding
Source: RefSeq, a predicted model, not a curated record
UCCGUUGCACUCUUGCUUCCGCAAAUACAUAUAGACCUCUCUACACUCCAGCACAACACACUUGAUAGUCCGAGGCGAGGAAGCAGCUCAGUUUUCUCCAUCAACACCUGAUGUAGUGAUGGUGUGCAGAGAGGCAGGAGCACACCCACCAACCCGCCGAGCGAGCAUGAAAAGAUGCUGGUUAUCAGAGUCCUACUCUAUGUUGGCUUUGUGGCUGUACUGCCAGCUCUCUGCCACCCUCACACCAUCUGCACACUGACUCAAAGGACAGCUAUAUGUAACAGCCUCAGACUCUCAUCUGUUCCCAGUGACUUGCCACAGCAAACAGAAGAGCUUUUUUUGAAUCAGAACAUCAUUUUAAAAUUACAGAAUGGAUGCCUCUCUGGGUAUUCUUCCCUUCGCAUGUUGAGCUGUGCAAACUGCUUUUUAAAUGCAGUAGAUGGGCAAGUGUUCUCCAGUUCACCUCUGAUAGAGAACCUUAAUUUUGCAGACAAUGAACUUCACAAGGAGCACAGUCAGUUUGCCCAGUCUCUGGGUACAUUGACCAGGCUACGAAUUCUGGAUAUUUCUGGCAAUGGGCUCACAGAGGACAUGGUUUCUGAACUCUUACAGAACCUCACAACUCUCGAGUUCCUGGAUUUGUCCAGGAAUGUUCUACUGAGAUUGGAUGAGUACACAUUUAGAGAUCUUCAUCAACUCAAAGAACUGAAUCUAGAAAAUAACGUUUUGUUUGAGAUCGAUUCCGCAUUUGAUCACUUAAAAAAGCUCAGGCGGCUUAACUUGGCCUUCAACUCACUGCCAUGCCUUGUGAAAUUCGAGAUGACCCAGUUGGUGGUACUAAAUGCCAGUCACAACCUCAUUGAAUGGUUCAUAACUAAUCAGGACAUCACAGAAACCUUUGAACUGGAGACGCUGGACUUGUCUGAUAACCGCCUCCUGUAUUUUCCAUUCCUUCCAACCUACAAUCGCAUUAAAACUCUGUUACUACCCAACAAUCAUAUUGGCUUUUACAGUCGUCUGUCACAGAACGCCUCUUUAAAUUUGACCAGUAGUGUUGAGUUCUACAAUUUGGGGGAAAAUGCCAGCAAUGUUACAGCAGAACUUUGGAGAGAUGACCUUCAUGGAGAUAUAUCUUCUGUGGAAUUGCUGGAUCUCAGUGUUAACCAGGUGAGAUACUUCCCUCAAGGUUUUCUUCAGAAAAUGCCUCAUCUCUACUGGCUGAGGAUGAGGAGCAACUGCUUAGAAUCUCUGAAUCUAACAGGAGAAGAGUUUCCUGUAACUGUGUAUGAGCUGGACGUGAGCAACAACAGACUUGCUGAACUGCAUGCACACUCCAGCUCAAUCAGUGAACUAAAUAACCUUACACAUUUGAACCUGAGCUUAAACAACAUACAGAAGCUUCCCCCUAGAGUGUUCACUAAUUUUCCUAGUCUCAGCAUUGUGGACCUCAGUUAUAACACAGUUGGUUUGUGCCAUCCUACAGAGCUACGCAACACGAACUCUUCAGCCUGCGCUGUCUGGACAAAUCUCUCCACAUUAAAACAGCUCCAUAUUGCUGGAUGUAACAUAAACAAAAUUCCUCCGUUAACAUUCGAUGGCACACCACUAACGUACCUUGACCUGUCUAACAACCCAGACCUGCACAUUGGCCAAGACUGUUUAUUAGGUCUCAGUGGGACUCUCCAGCACCUAGGCCUAAGCAACACAGGUUUGCAGGACUUUAACUUUUCUCCAUUUAAACAGUUAAAAUUUUUAAACCUCUCCAAAAACUCAAUAUCAGUGCUUCCUAUAUCGCUGAUGACACUGAACUUGAAGCUUCUGGACUUGAGGGACAACAUGUUGUCUACUAUUGAACCAGAACAUGCUACUGUGCUAGCUGAACAAGUGCAGAUUGUUUAUGUGGAUGGAAAUAAUUUCAACUGCUGCCAGUUAGAGUGGUACAGGACGUUUGAGAAGUCGAAAAACCUCCAUGUUGCCGAUUCUUUAGAGGUUACAUGUGUAGACUUACACCAGCAGAGACUAAAAGCUAGCCUUUUUGACUCUGUCCUUUGUGGGGGCAGAAGCACAGAUGAAUCUAUUUUCUGGUACAUUCUACUAUUUUUAUCUGUUGGUGUGUCAAUGGCGGGUGUCUCUGUCAUUUAUUUUCUGACUUUCAGACCAAGACUAUUGCCACGUGUUAUAAAAAAGAAAUGUUGGAAGCCCACAACUUAUUAAAAAACACCACAGUAAAACUGCUCAAAUAAAUCUACAGAUACUGAAAGAGUGAAUAGUGUGCUGUUACACUAAAAACCAAAAAAGACACCUUUGUGUGGUGGGGAGGUGCGGGGUGGUUAAUGAAACAAAUUCAAGUGUCAUGUUUUGGCAAAUAGGAUACAGACGUACAUGAUUGCCAGCUUUUGUCAAAGACUUUGAAGAGAAUUUGUUUUUCUGAAGAAACCUGGCACUGGCAAAGUUCUUUAAGGUCAAAUUGAAUUUAAGUUACAAACUGAAAUGUAAUGAUCACAGAUUAUGUUUUGGGAAAGCAUUAAAUGAAAGGAGUGAUUAUUUAGAACAAAACAAAAUUAAGACUUGAGAAAUAGUAGUCAUUUUAAUAGCAACAAGAGAGACAAGCUGUUUUGUGAUUAUUAUUAUUAUUAUUAUUAUUGUACUGUCACACUGAAUUAAAGCAGGUUUAAUUCCAUUGUUUUCUUUUACUACACUUAGAAAUAGUUUCAGGAAGAGCAUUUCUCUUUUCAUGUUUCGUUCUUUAGAUUCUGCUAUAAACAAUAAGUUUGAAAUUUAUCCAGUAUAAAUUUAUCCAGUAUUUCUGUGUACAUUUGACAUUAUACAAACAUUUCAUUUCAAUUUUACAAACAAGCUUUAUUUUAAAGCUACAAUGAAAGCAGCUUCCAAGCAGUGUUUGAUUUUGACCUUCACUGCGUUAUUUACAAACAAAUGAGAUGGAGAUAUUAUUUCACUUAAUGUAUUUACAUGACCUGAAAUAAUGUAUAUAUUAAAUUUGAACACACUCAUGCCUGUUUAAGACUGGAUUAUUGUUCUCGAGUUAGUAGAAUUCUAAUGAUAAUUUUAGAGAGCACAGCACAAUACUUAAUUAAUAUUUGCUUGGCCCCUGGAUUAAAGAAAGGCAUUUCUCGCCUGAUUUCCUCUAGCGUUUUGGUGAUGCCUUGUUGUUGUUGUUGGUGAUUGUGUUGAGAGUAGAGUUCUACAAUUCAUUUCAAUUCAGUCUUUCUUUCUCUUUCUUUCUUUUUUUUUAAUAAAACCAAAAACCUGAGCAGAACUGCUGCCUGAAGAACAAAAGAACGUUCAUGAAGCUCAAACUGAGUCUCACUUUUUAUUUAAAAGCAGUGCCAGGUCAUAAUGAAGCAUUACAGUUGAACUACAGUUGAAUAAAAGUCAUUAAAUCUGGCCAUUUA